CGUAAACACCUCGGAUGACCUCGAGGCGUCAUUAGAAGCUACUCGCCGCAGUGGGUGACGCCGCGGCUGCUAUCCGCGCCCGCGGGCCUCAGCGCGCACACGAGCCGCGACCCUCGCCACACCAACAACAACAUGUCGUUGGCAGUGCUGCGCGGCGAGCCCACCGCGGCGCAGCUGUUCCUCGACCAGCGGCUGCGGGACGCGGCACAGGCGGCAGCGGGCGCGGGAGCGGGCGCGGGCGCCGUCACACUGCCGCACCUGCUCUAUCACUGCAUGCUCUCGCGACCAAACAACGUUCACAUGAUAAAUGGCGUGAGUGGUGAGAGCUUCACCAACGAGCAGCUAUUGCAUCGCGCGAUCCCGCUCGCGCGCGCCCUGUCGGCGCGGGGUGCGAGCGGGACGGCGAUAAUGUGCGUGAUGCGCAACCACGAGCGGCUGGUGGCGCUGUACUACGCCGCGCUGCUGGCCGGCGCCGCGCCGCUGCUGCUGGACCCGCACUGCACGCAGCGUGAACUGGCCCACUUCCUACCGCUGGUCCGUCCGCGGCUGGUCCUGUGCGACGCGGACCGCCGCGAUGUCGUGCGUGCCGCGCUGGUGCUGGGCGGGGACCUCACUGACCGCGACCUGAUCACCGACGACCAGCUGGACCAGUUCACUGCUGGACACCACGGUGAUCUGGAGCACUUCCAGCCAGCAGCGGUGGCCGAGGACGCGCGUGCGGUGAUGUUGCCGACGAGCGGCUCCACCGGGCUGGCCAAGGCGGCUGAGAUCACGCACAGUGCUCUAGUAAGGCAGCUGCCCUCGCUUUGGUCGCACGACGCUCGCUUCCCGCGGCCGACGGAGCGCGCGCUCGUCACCUCCACGGCGCAGUGGAUGACCUUCACCAACAUGCUGACCACCUGCCCCGUCUACGAAGUCACGCUCGUCCUCACGCCCGACAGGUCGCUGCCCACCGUCCUGCGAAUCAUGGAGACCUACAAGCCGACGUGGAUGCUGCUGAGCCCCGCGUCGGCGGCGGACGUGGCGGCGGCGGCCCCGCCGGCGCUGCGCUGCCUGCGCCGGGCGCUGCUCACGGGCGCCGCGCCGCCGCCCGCCGCGCUGCGGGGCCUGCAGCGGGCCGCGCCCUCGGCCCAGGUGCUCAACUCCUACGGCAUGACGGAGGCGCAGGGGUUCGUAGCGCACGCGGACUCUGACACGCCCCUAGGCUCCAUCGGGAAGAUCUACAACAUCUUUAAAUACAAGUUGGUGGACGAAGAUGAGAAGGAGGUGGCGCUCGGUGAGAAGGGAGAGCUGUACCUGUGGAGUGACUGCAUCAUAAAGCGCUACGUAAACAACGAGGAAGCGUACAAGGAGAGCGUGGCGGCGGGCGGCUGGUGGCGCACCGGGGACCUGUUCACAGAGGACGGGCGCGGGAACUUGCACUUCGUGGCGCGGAAGAAGUUCUGGUUCAAGCACCUCAACUACCAGAUAUCUCCGGAAGAGCUGGAGCAAGUUAUCGGCUCGGUGCCCGGCGUGCGCGAGGCGGCCGUGGCGGGCUGCGCCCGCGGCGCCGCCGCCGCCGUCGUGGCCGCGGACGGGCGGCGCCUGCGCAGGGCCGACGUGCACCGCGCCGUCAACGAGGCGGUGAGUGAGUACAAGCGGCUGCAUGGCGGCAUCGCGUUCGUGACGUCACUGCCGCGCACGCACACCGGCAAGCUGGACCGCGCCGCCUGCGCCGCGCUGCUGCAGCAGCUGGUGGACAGCGGCCAGUGCUGCUGACCGUACCCCGGCACGUCACGUCAUUGUUUAUUCAAAUAAAACAAUAAAGCUUAGCUUGAA
Molecule: messenger RNA, 1818 nt
Organism: Pectinophora gossypiella (pink bollworm)
Lineage: Eukaryota; Metazoa; Arthropoda; Insecta; Lepidoptera; Gelechiidae
Product: luciferin 4-monooxygenase-like
Exons: 11
Coding region: 133-1758 (541 amino acids)
Biological process (GO): fatty-acyl-CoA biosynthetic process; long-chain fatty acid metabolic process
Molecular function (GO): long-chain fatty acid-CoA ligase activity
Source: RefSeq, a predicted model, not a curated record